GAAAUAAAUAAUAAAUAUACACCUAAUAUAAUCUUAUAUGAUAUAAGAACUAUUUCAAAAUUGAAAUGUUAUUUUAAGAUUUUACACGCUAACGCGAGUUAUAUGUAAGUUCGUAUAUUUUUUUGUACAAAUGAAAUUCCAGAUGAUAUUAAAUAGUAGUAAAUGAAUAGGCGUUCAUUAAAUAUUCACCUAUCACUUCGGCAGUCGUUGAAAAGAGCAUCUCUAUCAACAAAAAUUUAAUGGUGGAUACCUAACAGAAGGUCCUUUUUAUUCUAAAAUCUUAAACAAUCGCAGGUGAUUCAGUGUAUAACAGUUCAGCAUACAGCUAAAUUAAUAUAUGAUCCAAAUAUAUCAAAAUAGUUUAAAAAAUAUAUAAGGAAGUAAUUGUUUUAUCGGAUUAAAAGAACUCCAAGUUGAAAUUUGGACUAUGGAAAAAUUAUUUUUAUCAUUUUUAUUUCAAUUUAAUAUAUGAACAAAUAUGAUAGACAAAUGGUAUCAAAUGUUGAUACACUAAAAAAGAUACCCAAUGUGGAAAAGGCAAAAAACUCCUGCAGUCCCUAAUCAGUAGCAACAGCGCGAAUGUAGAUUCGCUCAUAAAUUAAUCAGAAAACAGCAAUGAAGAACAGACAUUAGAAUUUAAUUCUUUGGAUUCGUUUGACGCAUACAAUUCAUUCAACGACCGGUCGAAGUUAUUGGCUUUAAAAUGCGAAGAAAAAUCGGUGACGUUGAGAGUGAAUUUUAUAACGCCCAAUAUGUUCCAGAAAUUGUCCCAAUUAUUAUUAACACUAUGAAACUAUUUCCUUGUUGGUCCAAUAUAAUGUAAAAUGCUUUCUUAUUGCAAACUAAAUUUGUGGUACGAUUUUACAAAUGUACCGAGUAAAUUGCAAGCAUCGAUCUAUCAUUGUUCAGGCUCUACGUUUAUCAGUCAGUAAGUUACUCAAGUCAUAAUAUUAUAGUUAUUCUGCUUGCCGUUUCCGUGAGACUCUCUUAUGAUUAUGCUAGUAGUAUAUUAUGAUGUAGAGAUAUAUAUUAUAUAUUACUAUUUAUUAUUUAUUAUUAUUAUAUAUUAUAUAAUUAUGUAUAUAUUAUCAUCACUCCGCGAGAUGUGUACGUAAGUUAAUAAUUUCUAACACUUUGAAUAAAGAUUUUAUUUAAAUGGUUGCCAUAGACUACUAAAAAUAACUUAUUUUACUAUCUGAUAGACAGAUGGCGCUUGUGUAAUUUCAUAUAUAUGUAGAUUAUUUAAUUAUGUUCCCGUAACUAGGUAACGUACAUAUGUUAAAUUCAAUAAAUUGUUGAAAAAUGCAUUUUCGUUAAUGGUAAUGUAAUCGUUAUUGUAAUAAUAAAAAUCCAAGAUAUUCUACAGAAUAAAAUUACGAUUCCUUUAUAAUACAUAAAGAAUAAAUUGAUUUUUUUGUAAUCGGUUGGUAGACAAUCCAAUAAACAAAAAAAUAUUACCAUGGAACAAAUAAAUGACUCAGUUGAAAUAUUGAAUAUUGUAAGAUCAAUUGUUUAUCAUUUAAAUAUCACCAACUUGGCUAACAUGACACGAAAAAUUAUUGCUUUGCCAAUAAAUAAUAUAAAACUACUUGAAGAAGUGACAGAUAUAAUAUAUGAUCGAGCUUUACAAAGACAAAAUUACACACACGUAUAUGCCGAUAUGUGUGCAAGUUUGAUUAAUGACUCAAAAUUUAAUAAACUUAUUACAAAUACUGAAAUUUCAUUUCAAAAAGUUCUGUUAAAAAAAUGCUCUGACGUAUUUCGUACUUUAACAAAACAUAACCCACGAGAAUUAGACAAAUUAAAACAGAUAAUGCAAAACAAAAAUUUGGAGCAACAAAUGUUUAUAAGCGCUUUAAAUAGUUAUCAAUUUGAAUUUAGCAAAAAAGUUGUAUCAAAUUGCAGAUUUAUCAGUGAACUGUAUAGAAAGGGUGCUAUUCCAGAAAAAAUUAUAUUGUCAUACAUUACAGACUUAAGUUAUGAAAAUGAAGAAUUACAAUUGUAUUGUUUAUGUAUAAUACUUCAAUUAACAGGUCCAAUAUUAUCAAAAGAAUAUGAUUUAAACGAAGAAGUUGAUACACUUUUAUUUGCUAUAAAUAAUUAUACAAUGUCUUCAACAUUAAAAUGUUUGAUACUGAAAGUACAAAAAAUGCAUUCUGAGGGAUGGAUAAAGGAGGAAUCCAACAAAUAUAUUGGAAACAUUUAUACGAAAUUUAGUGAAUUACCAAAAGAAAUGAAAAAUAUGUAUACAUUAAAAUCAUAUAAUAUAAUGGCAUUGUUGAUUUAUGAUGAGUGUUAUGAUGUUCUAUUCGACUUUGUCGACAACAAGAAAAUUGAUCAAGUUAUACGUUUAUUAAAAAUGAACAAAUUUUUGAUUCGUUAUGAUCCUAUAACUUUUGUUGUAUCAAUGAUUCUUGUGGCACUAGAAGAAAAUCAAAACAUAAGAAAUUAUGCUGGAAAACUUUUAGAUAAUAUUGUUAAAAAGAAAUUAUUGUCAAAUCAUUCAAUUCGAUCAGGAGUCAACAAAGUAUUGAAUGACUUAGGCAUUAAGGAAGAAUAUCCAAAUUUGUCAAAUUUAAUGUUAGAUAUAACUAGUCAAUUUAAAGUUUAAUGUUUGUAGAAAUUGGAUUUGUUAUAACUACUUUUUUUGUAGUAUUUUGUAUUAAAUCAUAUUUUUUUGUUGAAUUAUUUUUUUAUAAAAUAUGUUUUAAGAUACAUAGAUUUACCUAUUUUGAUGUUAUAUAAAUUUUUAUAAAUUUUUUAUUUUUCUGACUGUCAAACAAAUAAAUAUAA
Molecule: messenger RNA, 2793 nt
Organism: Aphis gossypii (cotton aphid)
Lineage: Eukaryota; Metazoa; Arthropoda; Insecta; Hemiptera; Aphididae
Product: eukaryotic translation initiation factor 4 gamma 1-like
Exons: 10
Coding region: 1460-2611 (383 amino acids)
Cellular component (GO): eukaryotic translation initiation factor 4F complex
Molecular function (GO): translation initiation factor activity; mRNA binding; protein binding
Source: RefSeq, a predicted model, not a curated record